Aspergillus heteromorphus CBS 117.55 is the source of this 2060-nucleotide messenger RNA. RefSeq lists its product as uncharacterized. The record is from RefSeq and is a predicted model, not a curated record. Bases 384 to 2060 code for a protein of 558 amino acids. Lineage: Eukaryota; Fungi; Ascomycota; Eurotiomycetes; Eurotiales; Aspergillaceae. The transcript is spliced from 4 exons.
CGAGAAUGACCCGUUCUUGAGUCUGCUGGAGCAGUUGGCAGAGAACGAGCAUUCGCAGGGCGGGCCCAGUGAGCUGGAUUUCUUCCUGGCGGAGGGACUGGAGCCGGUGGCGGUUCCGGGGGAGGCGGAGAGCGGAGCCGGCCUGAGCAUGACGGAUGGAUUGGAGGACGCCGACUGAUAGAUACCCUACCCUGUACAUUACCUCUCGCUCGUACAUAGCCCUACCACUGCAUGCGUAUAGCAGGCGCAGCUUCAUCGCUCCAUCGUGGCCCGCUGGCUGGCGGAUCACCUGACAUGACAUCAUCACGACAUGCGGGACGGCAUACCAGCACGCGGCAGACAGUAUCUUUCCCCAACUCAACUCACCUCGCCUCGAAUGUCGAAUGUCGAAUGUCGAAUGUCUAAUCCCGGACGGCCUCCCCACGAGACCGACCAUUAUGGACCACCACAUCGACACGUUCGCCACCAAAAACCACUGGACCCAGGGUUCGCCGACCCGGCCCUUCACGGGCAUCAUCCGGCUGUACAUGGCCGAUCAGCUGUCGGCGGAAACGGCAGCCCGGGAGAUUGUCAGCGUUGUCAAUGAAGUCUACUACAAUAGCGAGAGUGCGCUCGUGGAAGACAACCUCCUCGACCUGUGGCGGUCCGUCGUGCAUACAUCGCGCAUCCUCCCGCGAUGUAUAUGCAGCUCCCUGCACUAUCAGAACCCAUAUCCUCCCCACCCUCACGAUCCCCUCACCACCACUUCCGCCCCCAUCAAGAUCAAGACCAAUGCCCCUAAUCUUAAUGCCUCCUGUCCCUGUCCCAAAACCACCCCCCUGCAACACAAGCUCCUUGCCCUCCUGCACCUUCUCACCGAGACUCCGACCACCGACCCCAUCCCCUCGACCCUUCUCCCCACCAAGGACACCACGCCUGAUGAAGAUGCCAGCGACAGCGACAGCGAACGUGGCUACGGCUAUCGCUACCACCCCUCCCUCUCCCCCUACCUAGGCUCCACCGUAUUCUCCCCGUUCCGCCACCCCCACGCGUCCUCCUCGUCCUCCUCCUACUUCUCCUCCUCGUCCACCACCACCACCAGGCCCAGCCGACGUAACGCCCACCCGGACCCCGAAACCAAAGUCCGCCACAAGCGCGGCAUUCUCUGGCCCUCCCUCCCGUUCUUUGGGACGGUAGUCGGCGAAGCAUUCCUCGAUUCCCCGGGCGGUCUCUUCUGCUAUUACCACUCCGCCAACCCUUACCCCUACCCCUACCAGCCAAACGAGCACAUCGACGAAGACACCGACCACCGAGAAAUCAUCCUCACCGGCUUCUCCCCGCCGGAAACCGAAGCCUGGAUGAACCUGAUGACCUUCCUCGCCCUGAUGGGCGCGGAGGGCAUCUGGACCGGCUCCGUCAUCGAGGACGUAGCGGGCGGCGUAUUAGGUGGUGCCAUCGAGAAGGGCUUCUCGCUUCUCCCUCCCCCGCCUCCGCCCCCACUGCCUCUCCCCUCAUCCUCUUCCUCCCCAUGCGGUGGAGAUAGACCCGCAAGCACGUCCAUCUCCACAGACACGCACACAAACCUAACACUCAACAACUCCAACGACAACCCGCCCCUCCGCCAAAUGGUCAUGGAUCUCGGUGUCGCCUGCGCAGGCAUCUGGGGCGUGGUCUUCGGGGAAGAUCUUUGGCGAAGGCGAGGGGAGGGCCAGACGGGCCUGAAUCGGGAUCUGGUGGUGGGGAUCUCGUUGGAUACGUCGGCGGCGGAAAGGCAGAGGCAGAGAGAAGCCGAAGAAGGGGAGGGGCUGGGGAAGGGACUGGCUAUUCCGCGGGAACGGUGGGAGCUGUGGAUUGGGCGGUUGAGGGGGUUUAGUGAGAUGCGCGGGUUGAGGGUCGAGACGAGGCGUGUCGCGGCGGAGGCGGCGGGGGUUAUGGAGAGGGCGUGGGGGGACGGCGAGGGCGAGGGGGGCUCCCAUCCAUGGGUUGCGGGCGUGUUCACGGCCCCCUUCUUUAUCCCGCUCAGCUUGUAUCUGUACACUUACGGCGUGGUGGCGCCUAUACUUGCCGCCGUGGAAUCAUAA